This is a messenger RNA of Ananas comosus (pineapple), 1634 nucleotides long. Its product is annotated as cyclic dof factor 1-like. The record is from RefSeq and is a predicted model, not a curated record. Lineage: Eukaryota; Viridiplantae; Streptophyta; Magnoliopsida; Poales; Bromeliaceae. Gene Ontology annotation, biological process: regulation of DNA-templated transcription. The transcript has 2 exons. Gene Ontology annotation, molecular function: DNA binding; DNA-binding transcription factor activity. The coding region runs from base 105 to 1397 and encodes 430 amino acids.
CUCUCUCUCUCUCUCUCUUUCUUUCUCCCCCCCUUCCCUUUUCUCUCUCUAAAACCCUAGAUAACUCGAGCGAGAGCGCUAGAGAAGGAGAGAGAGAGAGAGAGAUGUCCGAGAGUAGGGAUUCGGCGAUCAAGCUCUUUGGGAAAACGAUUCCGCUGCAACCUACUGGGGAGCAUCCUCCGAUCACCGAUUGUGGCGGGGACGGUGGCCGAGAAGAGGAAAAGUUUCAGGACCUCCAAGAGAAUGAAGCUCCUCCUAACACCGAAAACCAAGACCAAGAGUUGGCAAAUUCAGAAGGAAAGCCUGAGCCUCCUCCUUUGCCGCCUACGCCAACGGAUUCCUCGAAACCAUCUCCUCCUGAUGCGGCUACGGAGAGUAGCUCACAGCCCGAACAGAAGUCGAGCAAUACAUCAUCGAGCGAACCGAAGGAGAAAACCCUGAAAAAGCCCGACAAGAUCCUCCCUUGCCCCAGAUGCAGCAGCAUGGACACAAAGUUCUGCUACUUCAACAACUACAACGUCAACCAACCACGCCACUUCUGCAAGAAGUGCCAGAGAUACUGGACGGCCGGCGGUUCCAUGAGAAACGUGCCGGUUGGAGCCGGUCGGCGAAAGAACAAGAACUCCAGUUCCCAUUAUCGGAACUUAACCGUGCCAAGUCCCUCUCUUCGAGUAGUUGGUGCUAACAAUAGCUGUACCGUACUAAGCUUCGGUCCGGAUGCCCCUCUCUCCAAACCAAUGGCUUCCGUGCUUAGUGUCGGAGAUCAAACAAUGAAGGACCGUACUCGAAACGGAGUGAUAGUGCCGGAAAAUGGCGCAGAGAAAUCAAGUGGGUCUUCCGUGAUUGAACGGAAUUCGGAGGAGGAGAGAAGGAUUAAUUCGAAAGAGAAGACUGCUGAAAAAUGUCAAGGGAUUGGUAAUCAGUUCCCCAGCCCAUGUUUGAAUGGUACUGCUUGGGCCUAUAAUCCUUUCUAUGCUCAGAGCUUUGCUAUACCAUUGUACCCUGCACCUUACUGGGGUUGCACCAUGCCUGCUAAUUGGACAAUUCCAUGGGCAUCAAAUUUUGCGGUUAAUACUAACUCUCCAACCUUAGGCAAGCAUUCGAGGGAUGGAAAUGGGAUCAAAGAAGACAACACAAACAAAGCAGGAAACCGCAACGCAGCCCCGCAGGAAAAAUGUGUGUGGGUUCCCAAGACGCUUAGGAUCGACGAUCUCGAUGAGGCCGCGAAGAGUUCUAUCUGGGCGAUGAUCGGCAUAAAGAACGGUGAGCGGGGCUCGGUCUUCAACGCAUUCCAGACUAAAGUUGAUGCUAAGGAUUAUUCUGCGGAGAAUUUGCAGCUUCUGCACGCUAACCCCGCGGCUUUUUCGCGGUCUGUCAACUUCCAUGAAAGCUCUUAGUUAAGCUUUUUAACUCCAUAUGUAUACAUACCAAAGUAGAGAAUAUUGAAAAAUUUUGUAAAUUAGAUGAGGAUUUGACUAUGCUGUUUAUGAUGGUUGUGUUGUAUUUUGUAAAUGUAAAUAGCUACUGAGUGAGAAAAGAGUGGGAAGGAUAAAAACGAGAGAGAGAUUUGCUGUUGUAUAUAUAAAUAAAUUUGCUUAUGUAGCUGUAGAGGAUUUAUUUUUGACUUCUUUGUA